Hippocampus zosterae (dwarf seahorse) is the source of this 1348-nucleotide messenger RNA. RefSeq names its product enkurin, TRPC channel interacting protein (gene enkur). Bases 125 to 877 code for a protein of 250 amino acids. The transcript has 5 exons. The record is from RefSeq and is a predicted model, not a curated record. Lineage: Eukaryota; Metazoa; Chordata; Actinopteri; Syngnathiformes; Syngnathidae. Gene Ontology annotation, molecular function: calmodulin binding. Gene Ontology annotation, cellular component: acrosomal vesicle.
ACAAGCCAACGCAGAAUCCUCCGAGAACUUUCCAGCAAACGUUAGUUAGCGCGGCUAAUUUACGACAUUUAACGGAUUACUUACGACAUUCAACGGCUUCAUCUCGACCAUUCUACUUUUCAAUAUGGCUAAGACGAUUUCCCCCCAGGAGAGCAUCUACAAUUAUUUACCUGAUCAGGUUCACACUGAAAAGCCAAAGUCCAAGUCCAAGUUUAGACCAGUGCUUAUUCUGAAGGACAAGACGCUCAAGGAUGCAAUGAAAACUAUGGGACCUGCAAAAGUAGCCACUCCAUCUCCAGAUAAAUACCUCAAGAAACAUUCCAAAGAGCCCAAACUGCCCCAAAUCAAAGAGCGUUGUCAUCGCAUGUGCACUACAAAGAAACCAGCUGUCCCCUUGAGGUCAGAACACCCACCUAUGGACCUCCACAGCAAGAGAAGCCUCAUCAAGCCGACCACACCCGUCCCGACGAAACAGCUGGUAGCGUCUGUUGACAGCAGUCGAGGCCACAAGGAGCUCCUGGAACAUUCCGGACUGGUCCCCAAGUACGUCAACAAAAAGAGUUACGGCAAAGUGCCCGAGUACCUGCAGCAUCGCAACGAGGAAGUGCACAGAUCUGUGGACGAGUACAACAAGUAUCUGAAGGAGCAGAUGGAACAAGGUGCCAUGAGGCAGCUGUCAGAAGAGGAGCGACAAGCCAAUCUGGAGCGUCUGAGGACCACCUUGGCCGAGCUGCACAACAAGUACAACCGUCUGCCAGUGGUCAUGGACACUCCGACGCGCAAGAAUCGCAAGGACCAACUUGAGGACGAGAUCAAGCAGCUGGAGAGCGACAUCGGCCUUUUUGAGAGAUUCAAGACCAUCUACAUUGCUAAAUAGACCUCCAUCUUAAGUUGUCUUUACCACCCACCUUUUACACUUUCAGAAAUGCUUCAUGUCAUUGAGGACUUCAAGGAAAAGCAAAAUUUCCCUGAGACCUCCUUGAUUAAAAACUUUUGGUAGUUUUUAUGUUCAUUCUGCUAAGUAACAACCACUUUGCUAACGUUUGUGAAAAGCAAAAAUUACAUUUAAGACAUGAAGGUCUAAAAUAUAUCAGUGUUAUUCAAUGUUGUCCGUCCUGCUGGAAAGUAGAACUUCAGUCACACCAUUGCACGAAAAAAAUGCUUCAACCAGCAAAGUACAAUUACUCUAAAAUGUUUCAUACUUCCUCAGUAUAGUACUGCAAAAAUAAUAUUACAAAACUUCUUCAAAAACUAAAUUCCUCCCAAGAUGAAUGCAAAUCAUCCAAGUGUAUGUAUUUCAUUCAUUCCUUUUGUUAUGAGACAAUAAAGCACAAAAUAUUUGUCAAAA